AUGAAUUCUCCUCCAGGUGCCCAGAUUAUUGAUUUGAUGAUGCUUGUAAUAGACGUGACAAAAGGGAUGCAGACGCAGUCAGCAGAGUGCUUGGUAAUUGGGCAAAUUGCCUGCCAGAAGAUGGUGGUAGUUCUGAACAAAAUAGAUCUCCUUCCAGAGGGGAAGAGACAAAGUGCCAUUGAGAAGAUGACUAAGAAAAUGCAGAAGACCUUGGAAAAUACAAAGUUCUGUGGGUGUCCUAUUGUUGCUGUUGCAGCAAAGCCCGGUGGACCAGAAGCCCCAGAGUCUGAGAAUCCACUAGGUGUUUCUGAAUUAAUUGAGGUCCUGAAGUCUCAGGCUUACCUGCCAUCAAGAGACCCCUCGGGACACUUCCUUAUGGCAGUCGACCACUGUUUCUCUAUCAAGGGUCAAGGCACUGUGAUGACAGGGACUAUUCUUUCUGGCUCUGUUAGCCUGGGUGACAAUGUGGAGAUUCCUGCCCUGAAGGUGACAAAGAAAGUCAAGUCUAUGCAGAUGUUCCAUACUCCUGUGACUUACGCUAUGCAGGGUGACAGAGUAGGUAUCUGCGUAACCCAGUUUGAUCCCAAACUGCUGGAACGAGGUCUCAUUUGCACCCCAGAAUCACUUCACACCAUCCAUGCUGCAAUAAUUUCCCUGAAAAAAAUCCAGUAUUUUCGAGGAGCUCUUCAGACCAAGGCCAAGUUCCACAUCACAGUUGGUCACGAAACAGUUAUGGGAAGAGUCAUGUUUUUCAGUCCAGCCCCUGCUGACUUCAAUGAAGAAAUUCAAGAAAAUGUUUUUGAUUUUGAAAAAGAUUAUCUUUAUCAAGAGGAAUAUUUGUCCAAGGACUCAAAUUCUUCAGAGGAGAACAAAGAAAACAACCAGGCAGGAGAAGUCCAGCUCCCAAGACAACAGUGGGCUUUGCUGGAGUUUGAAAAACCAGUCACUUGUCCUAAACUGUGCCUUGUGAUUGGCUCCAAGCUGGAUACAGAUAUUCAUGCAAAUACCUGCCGGCUGGCGUUCCACGGGGUACUGCUCCAAGGCAUGGAAGACAAGAACUAUGUGGAGAGUUUCCUUCCAAAGCUGAAAGUGUACAAACUGAAGCAUAAAGAAGGACAAGUGGAAAGGGUGAUGGAUGAUUACAGCGUGAUUGGUCGUUCGUUGUUUAAAAAGGAAACAAACAUACAGAUUUUCGUGGGUCUAAAAGUCAAACUAUCUACAGGAGAAGAUGGAAUAAUAGACGGUGGUUUUGGACAAAGUGGCAAAUUUAAAAUCCGAAUUCCAGAUGGGCUGAAGCCGGAUACCAAGAUGCUUCUUACCGUCGCCUCCAAGAAGAAAUCUAAGGCAGGGAAAGGGGAUGCAACCAAAGAGGAUGAAAGCAGCAAGAAUGAUUCAGCCCAACCUGUCACCAUCUCUCUUCUCUUUAAAAGAUACGUCUUUGACACGCAGAAGAAAAUGAUCCAAUCCUGA
Molecule: messenger RNA, 1470 nt
Organism: Charadrius vociferus (killdeer)
Lineage: Eukaryota; Metazoa; Chordata; Aves; Charadriiformes; Charadriidae
Gene: EEFSEC
Product: eukaryotic elongation factor, selenocysteine-tRNA-specific
Exons: 6
Coding region: 1-1470 (489 amino acids)
Biological process (GO): selenocysteine incorporation
Molecular function (GO): GTPase activity; GTP binding; translation elongation factor activity
Source: RefSeq, a predicted model, not a curated record